AUGCAUCCUACAAUUAACGUUUUGGCUACUUUGUCUGCUGCAUCCACCGUGGUAUUUGCUGCACUAGGCCCCUCCACUGAUUUGGUCAUAGGAAAUAAAGCUAUCUCACCCGAUGGUUUUACUCGCUCUGCAGUGUUAGCGGGUGGAUCUGCAGAUACAAUACAGUUUCCCGGCCCAGCUAUAACAGCUCAGAAAGGAGAGGCAUUCAGCAUCAAUGUCAUUGACCAGCUAACCGACACGUCAAUGUUAACGACUACAAGUAUUCAUUGGCAUGGAUUUUUCCAAGAAAACACUAGUUGGGCAGACGGCCCCGUGGGGGUGAACCAAUGCCCUAUAUCUCCCGGGCACUCCUUUUUGUACCAAUUUUCCGACCCAAAUCAAGCGGGAACCUAUUGGUAUCACUCUCAUCAUGCUGCCCAAUACUGCGAUGGCCUCCGAGGACCAAUGGUCGUAUAUGACCCACAAGACCCCCAUUUGGACAAAUAUGAUGUUGACGAUGAGUCGACAAUCAUUACGCUCUCUGACUGGUAUCACACUCCUUCUCCUUCGGCUGGAACCCUCCCGAAAUCAGACGCGACAUUGAUUAAUGGGGUUGGAAGAUAUACCGGCGGACCUGCUGUGCCUCUUACAGUCAUCACAGUAGAACAAAAUAAGCGCUAUCGCUUCCGUUUAGUGUCUAUGUCGUGCGAUCCAAACUUCACAUUCAAUAUUGAUGGCCAUAACAUGACUAUUAUUGAAGUUGACGGUGUCAACGUCAAGCCUCUCGUUGUGGACUCUAUUCAAAUAUUUGCAGGACAGCGCUAUUCCUUUGUGUUGAAUGCCACUCAAGCACAGGGGGGAAACUAUUGGAUUCGUGCCAAACCGAAUCUCGCAAAUAGCAUCGGGUUUGAUGGAGGGCUCAACUCGGCCAUCCUGCGAUACUCAGGAUCUCCUGAAGUUGAGCCUACCACCGCUCUCUCCCUUAGCAAUCCCCUAGUAGAGACUAACCUCCACCCGCUUGACGGCCCUGGCGUGCCAGGGGUUGCUCAACAAGGGGCAGCAGAUGUCAACCUAAAUCUUGCCAUCACAUUCAACGGUAAAGCCUUUGCCGUGAAUGGUGCGACCUUCCAGCCACCUACUCUCCCCGUUCUGCUUCAAAUCCUGAGCAAGCAAUUCACGCCUCAGCAACUCCUUCCAUCUGGAAGUGUUUACCCACUACCAGCCAACAGCGUCGUUGAGCUCUCCUUACCGGGUGGCGCAGCAGGAAGCCCGCACCCGUUCCAUCUUCAUGGACACAAUUUCCAUGUCAUUCGAAGCGCUGGAAGCACACAGUACAACUACGUUGACCCUGUCAUACGUGAUGUGGUUAAUAUUGGGAGCGCAGGCGAUAAUGUUACCAUUCGCUUUGCCACGGACAAUGCUGGUCCAUGGAUUCUACACUGCCACAUCGAUUGGCACCUCCAGCUCGGUCUUGCUGUUGUUUUUGCCGAGGACAUCUCAACUAUUGAAAAUAGCCAACAUCCUCCGGCCUAUGAUGACCUAUGUCCAACCUAUAAUGCUCUACCUCCUCAGACGUUUAAUUAA
Messenger RNA from Psilocybe cubensis, 1563 nucleotides. RefSeq lists its product as uncharacterized. The transcript has 13 exons. The record is from RefSeq and is a predicted model, not a curated record. Lineage: Eukaryota; Fungi; Basidiomycota; Agaricomycetes; Agaricales; Agrocybaceae. Gene Ontology annotation, molecular function: copper ion binding; oxidoreductase activity. The coding region runs from base 1 to 1563 and encodes 520 amino acids.